Molecule: messenger RNA, 839 nt
Organism: Paramecium octaurelia
Lineage: Eukaryota; Ciliophora; Oligohymenophorea; Peniculida; Parameciidae
Source: the annotation of a GenBank genome assembly
AUUGACAUUGCCACCCAUUUUAUGAAUCUUUAAUAUAGAAGAAAUAACAAAAAAGAAAAGGAUAAGUUGAAUAGGGGCAAUGAUUAAAGAAAAAAUAGUGCCAAUCACUAAAAGUGGAUGAAUAGUUAUGGAAACGAUGGAAAUAAUGAUGGAGUUUAAGGUUAAAAAAUUGGUAGCUAAGAUUAAAGGAUAGAAGCCAAUCAAUUUAACCCUCAAGAAGAAUGUUAAAGUAAGGAUUGAUUAAGUGCAAGCCAACACUAUAAUUUCAGGAGAUGCCUAAGCAGAGGAAAAAAAUACCAAUUAAUAGAUAGAAUGUGUAUCUGGAAUACAAGAAGAGCAAAUUAAACGAGCUUAAUAGUAAUAGGUCAAAUAGGAAUAGGUCAAAUAAGAAUAGGUCAAAUAGGAAUAGGUCAAAUAGGAAGGAAAAGAAGAUUAAUAAGUUUAACACUAAAUGAAAAUUAGAGGUGUUUAAACUGAUUUUAUGAAUGAUCCACCUUCAACUCCAAGCAAUGAUAGCGGAACAAGUAUUAAAAUCUUGUUGAAUCAUUCAUAAAUCAUUAAUAAUGUUAGCGAAGAAAAUAAUUAAGCAGGCUAGAUUAAUAUCAGUGUGAAUAUUCUUAUCUAACCUCACUAGUGGGAAAGUGAUGUGAUAAACAAGAGAGAUAUAAAGUUUGGUCACAAUUACUUUGAGGAAAACAAGUAAAAAGAUGAGGAAUUUAAAUUUCCUUCUCCAUCGGAUAUAUCAGAUCAUAUAUCAACAUUGGAGGAAUUAUGAGUAUUCAUCAAUAAUCAAAAUGAUAUUAUUUUUCAUAUGGAGAAGGCCAUUGAACUUGGGAAAA